Messenger RNA from Harpegnathos saltator (Jerdon's jumping ant), 4372 nucleotides. Its product is annotated as cytochrome P450 4C1. The transcript has 14 exons. The coding region runs from base 1666 to 3192 and encodes 508 amino acids. Lineage: Eukaryota; Metazoa; Arthropoda; Insecta; Hymenoptera; Formicidae. The record is from RefSeq and is a predicted model, not a curated record. Gene Ontology annotation, molecular function: iron ion binding; heme binding; monooxygenase activity.
UAGUUAGUUCAUUUAGUUCAUUAGUUCAUUAGUUCAUUUUGGUGUUCAUCGAAUGUUAUUACAUGGGGAUAUUUUAUCUCAUAAGUAAUAAUUAAAAUGGAGUAAAGAAAUAUUUUCUUUUUCGAAGAAUGGAAGCGUAAGUGCAUAUUGUACGAUUUUCUUUAUCAAUAUUACUACAGUCACACAUUAAGUUACUGUCAAAACGAUUAAUUUCUCAGGUCUAUUGUUGAUAUCGGGGAGAAUAGGAACUGCCUCCUGCAAAGUACCGUGAAUGUAUCCACAGUUUAAAGGGGCAUAUGUACCUAACAGAGUUAAAAAUCGAGUUUUCGUUUGGUACAUCUUAAAGCUUCAUAUGUGGAGAAUAUUUUCUUUAAAUUUUAAGUCGAUAUUGCAAUGACGAUUGCAUGUGACGAAGUUAUAGGUCUGAGUGUACGUUUAAAUCUUGCACAAGCGGGCGCUACUUAGGCAGCGUGGUCUGAUUGCCUGUCCUAUGUAUUAUUCUUCUCGAAUUUAUAAUAUUUCUCGGUAUAUCUGCACGAAGCCUAUUUGAGUCACAUAUUUUGAACGUAACGGUUAUCUAGAUAUAAAUAUAGCUUAAUUCGUCAGUAGCUUGCCAUCCGUACAGUUGGCAGUUAAGACUGGGAUCAAAGUCUUCAUUUCACAGUAUUCUAAGUAAAGAUGGAAGAAAUAAAGAAUGGAGACAAGAUCAUAUUUCUGGAAGAUUUAGGAAAGAUGUAAAAUGAAAAAGCAUCCCACUUAAAAUCAGUACAAAGCCGACAGAAAUGAAGCAAGUACUGGGGCCAAUGUGAAAAAAUUAAAAAGUGCGGACGAUAUUCCAGGUUUGGAAACACCUAACACGGGAUAUCGAAUUUUGAAUUUUUUGAGUGUUUUCUGCUAUAUUGAAAUGUGACGCGUUAUUGGAGCACUGCGUUGGUAGCUAUAUGUGGCGACAGCUUGAAUAAUCUAAUUUGGCAAGUAGCUCCAAAAAUAAUGCACAGCGGAGUCAUUAUUGUUGAAAUUGUGGCACACACAGCUACUUGCAUGUUUAAUAAUAAUGUAACUUCAUUAUUACAAAUAAUGCAUGAAAUGCGUGUAUCUGUUAGGCUGAACGUACAAUAUACUAUACAGGAAGAUGGCCGCCGCACAAACAAAGGUGCGCGACUUGGGAUUACUAAAAAAGCGAGAGCACGUCGUCGCCAGCGAAUGAAAAUGUGAAAGACUCACUAUAUCAUCCGUCAGGAAAGACCUACAUUACGGCCCUGGUAUCGAUGAUUCGAUGCUCCUAGGUAUAUAUGCCUCUUUAAAGAAAAAAGUCCCAGGCUUAUAAGGCAAAUAAUAUUUACGAUAUAUUGAGUAAAAUAUACUUACAAGGAGAUGGCAAGACAUGUAAAAUCGAUAAUUGAAUGAGUCAUAUUUCAUUCGAAUGGAGGGGUUGAGUACAUAAAAUCCUAAAAGAGUUUGCGUGCAUGGGCCUUCGUUGCGAGAAAUUUGCAAUUAAAGAAACAGCUACAUGUUAAGUCUAGUAACUUGGAAUCAAUAAGCGUGAAGUGCGGUAACUGCGGAAGCUAAGGCGCGCGCUAUUAUUUUGUGGUCUACAUCCGAGUAUAGGAUGUAAGGAUUAAGAAGAAAGACAAAGUGUUAAAGCGGCUAUCAUUUCAACGAAUAAUGAUCAUUACUAUAUUAUUAACAUGUCUCUUUCUCGUGAUCAUAUAUCUUUGUGUCGCCCACUUUGGAAGAAAUGGACGGCUUAUUGAACAAAUACCAGGAUCUUUACGUUUUCCUACUCCAUAUGUUAUACGAAUUAGUUCAUAUUCGCCAGAAAAACUAUGGCUCUUUGUACUCGAUUACACAAAGAGAUUUUAUCCAAUUAGUAAAUUUUGGAUUCUCACGUUUCCUAACGUUUUUAUUCAUCACCCGGACGACGUGCAGAAAAUAUUAAGCAGUAUGGAGCACACUGUAAAAGGUUACGAGUACAAAUUUUUUCAUCCCUGGUUAGGUGAUGGUCUCCUUACUAGUCAAGGAGCCAAGUGGCAUCAAAGACGAAAGAUACUAACGCCUGCCUUUCACUUUUCUAUAUUGAAAGAAUUUGUCAAAACUUUUAUUGAAGAGGGUAAUCGCGCAGUGAAGUCUUUUAAUCCUGCCGAAGAGUCAAUUAUCGAAGACGUGAUGUUAUUUACCAGUCAUCAUACAUUAAAUGCAAUAUGUGAAACCUCCAUGGGUAUUUCUUUGAGCGACUUCGAUCAGUCUCAACAAUAUCGGCAGACUAUUCACCAUAUCGGUAAACUUAUAAUCGAAAGAUUGGUCAAACCAUGGCUUUUCAAUGAUACGAUAUUUAAUUUAACAUCACUGAGUACUAUACAAUCAAAGUAUUUGAAUAUCUUGCAUUCAUUUACUGAGAAAAUUAUCGCAAAUAGAAAACGUUAUCAUGAAGAAACCAGAGAACGAUAUUUGAAGUACUUUGAAAACAACACAGAAAUAGAAGACAAAGAAAUAACAGGGAAUAAAAAGAAACGAAUGGCCAUAUUGGACAUUUUGCUAGCAGAAUCUCGCAAUGGUAAUUUGACUGAUUCAGAUAUUAGAGAAGAAAUUGACACUUUCGUGUUCGAGGGUCAUGACACUGUGGCGACAAGUUUAUGUUUUAGUCUACUAUUAUUAGCUGAACAUAAGGAUAUUCAGGAUCGUGUAAGAAAUGAAAUUAAUGAGGUGAUGCAGGAAAAUAAUGGGAAGCUUACGAUGAGUGCGUUACAGAAUCUACCUUAUUUAGAGAGAUGCUUGAAAGAAUCAUUAAGACUGUAUCCUAGCGUUGCUAUAAUAUCGCGCAUUUGCACCACUGAUCUAAAAUUACAAUCAUAUAUAAUACCAAAAGAUACAACGAUGCAUCUUUUUAUCUAUACCCUUCAUCACGAUCCUAACUUUUGGCCGGAUCCAGAAGUAUUUGAUCCAGACAGAUUUUUACCAGAGAAUAUACAGAAACGUCAUCCUUAUUCCUAUGUACCGUUCAGCGCAGGAUUACGAAAUUGCAUAGGUCAACGAUUUGCCAUGUUGGAGUUGAAGGCUAUGAUAGCCAGCCUGGUGUACAAUUUUUACUUGGAACCCGUUGAUUAUUUGAAGGAUGUUUCAUUCAAGUUGGAUAUUGUAUUACGCACCUCACGUCCGAUCCGCAUGAAAGUUAUUCCAAUUAAACGGGAGUAGUUGUCUAACACGAGUACUAAUUCCGAGGAAAGAGUAUUUCGUGAACGGAACAUUAUAUUACUAUUACAAUGUUACUUAGAUUUUGUGAUGGUUUAGUUAGUUCAUUUAGUUCAUUAGUUCAUUUUGAUGUUCAUCGAAUGUUAUUACAUGGAGAUAUUUUAUCUCAUAAGUAAUAAUUAAAAUGGAGUAAAGAAAUAUUUUCUUUUUCGAAGAAUGGAAGCGUAAGUGCAUAUUGUACGAUUUUCUUCAAUAUUACUAUAGUCACACAUUAAGUUACUGUCAAAACGAUUAAUUUCUCAGGUCUAUUGUUGAUAUUGUGGAGAAAAGGAACUGUUUCCUGCAAAGUACCGUGAACGUAUCCAUAGUUUAAAGGGGCGUAUGUACCUAACAGAGUUAAAAAUCGAGUUUACGUUUUGUACACCUCAAAGCUUCAUAUGUGGAGAAUAAUUUCUUUCAGUUUUAAGUCGAUAUUGCAACAUAUGACGAAGUUACAGGUCUGAGAGUACGUUUAAAUCUUGCACAAGCGGGCGCUACUUAGGCAGCGUGGUCUGAUUGCCUGUCCUAUGUAUUAUUCUUCUCGAAUUUAUAAUAUUUCUCGGUAUAUCUGCACGAAGCCUAUUUGAGUCACAUAUUUUGAACGUAACGGUUAUCUAGAUAUAAAUAUAGCUUAAUUCGUCAGUAGCUUGCCAUCCGUACAGUUGGCAGUUAAGACUGGGAUCAAAGUCUUCAUUUCACAGUAUUCUAAGUAAAGAUGGAAGAAAUAAAGAAUGGAGACAAGAUCAUAUUUCUGGAAGAUUUAGGAAAGAUGUAAAAUGAAAAAGCAUCCUACUUAAAAUCAGUACAAAGCCGACAGAAAUGAAGCAAGUACUAGGGCCAAUGUGAAAAAAUUAAAAAGUGCGGACGACAUUCCAGGUUUGGAAACACCUAACACGGGAUAUCGAAUUUUGAAUUUUUUAAGUGUUUUCUGCUAUAUUGAAAUGUGACGCGUUAUUGGAGCACUGCGUUGGUAGCUAUAUGUAAACUAGUGGCGACAGCUUGAAUAAUCUAAUUUGGCAAGUAGCUCCAAAAAUAAUGCACAGCGGAGCCAUUAUUGUUGAAAUUGCGGCACACAUAGCUACUUGCAUGUUUAAUAAUAAUGUAACUUCAUUAUUACAAAUAAUGCAUGAAAUGCGUGUAUCUA